CAGAUGUUAUGGGCAUCGACGAGUUACCGUCUCGGAAACUCUCAAUCACGCAAGCGAAAGGAGAGGAGGCGGCUAAUUAAAUAUUGAGCAGAAAGUCGCGUGGGGAGAAUGUCACGUGGGUUUGGAGGCUCGAGGAGGCUGGGAUAAAUACCGCAAGGCACUCAGCAGGCGAAAGAGCGCGCUCGGACCUCCUCCUUCCCGCAGCCACCGAGAGUGCGGAGCGACCAGCGUGCACUCGGAGGAACCAGAGGAACCCAGCACCCCGCGGGACUGUCAGUCGCAAAAUUCAACAUGAAAAUCCUCGUGGCCUUGGCAGUCUUUUUUCUCGUCUCCACUCAGCUGUUUGCAGAAGAAAUAGGAGCCAAUGACGAUCUGAAUUACUGGUCCGACUGGUCCGACAGCGACCAGAUCAAGGAGGAACUGCCUGAGCCCUUUGAGCAUCUUCUGCAGAGAAUCGCCCGGAGACCCAAGCCUCAGCAGUUCUUUGGAUUAAUGGGCAAACGGGAUGCUGAUUCCUCAAUUGAAAAACAAGUGGCCCUGUUAAAGGCUCUUUAUGGACAUGGCCAGAUCUCUCACAAAAGGCAUAAAACAGAUUCCUUUGUUGGACUAAUGGGCAAAAGAGCUUUAAAUUCUGUGGCUUAUGAAAGGAGUGCAAUGCAGAAUUAUGAAAGAAGACGUUAAUAAACUACCUGACGUUAUUUAUUCAGCUUCAUUUGUGUCAAUGGGCAAGGAAAGGUAAAAUAAGACAUGCACUAUGAGGAAUAAUUAUUUAUUUAAUAACAGUUGUUUGGGGUUGACAUUUCAAAAAGUGUUUAUUUUUCAUAUUGUGCUAAUAUGUGUUGUAAACAUGUUUUAAUUCCAAUAUGACUCCCUUAAAAUAAAAAUAAGUGGUUAUUUCUCAACAAAGCACAGUGUUCAAUGAAAUUGUAAAACCUGUCAAUGAUACAGUCCCUAAAGAAAAAAAUCAUUGCUUUGAAGCAGUCGUGUCAGCUACUGCGGAAACGGCGGGAAACUCCUGACAGUCUUGUGCUUUUCCUAUUUGUUUCCAUGGUGAAAAUGUACUGAGAUUUUGGUAUUACACUAUAUUUGUAUCUCUGAAGCAUGUUUCAUGUUUUGUGACUAUAUAGAGAUGUUUUUAAAAGUUUUAAUGUGAUUCUAAAGUCUUCAUUUCAUUGUACGAUGUGUUGUGAUAGUUAACAUUUUAAAUAAAAGAAAAAAUAUCUUGAA
Molecule: messenger RNA, 1227 nt
Organism: Macaca mulatta (Rhesus monkey)
Lineage: Eukaryota; Metazoa; Chordata; Mammalia; Primates; Cercopithecidae
Gene: TAC1
Product: tachykinin precursor 1
Biological process (GO): tachykinin receptor signaling pathway; positive regulation of cytosolic calcium ion concentration; inflammatory response
Molecular function (GO): substance P receptor binding
Source: RefSeq, a predicted model, not a curated record